UAAUGUCUUUCUACAAACGGAGAAACGAAAAAAGGAAUUAGCAAAAGCCACAUUCGGACCUAGCUGGACUUUAUUCUUCUUCCCUUUUCAUCAGCGGGUCUGUUGACAUGCAAAUGAGACAGAGGGAGGCGGCGGCGGCAGAAGCCUCCGUGUUUUCACUCCGCACUGUCCUCUCAGACAAACAACAUGCACUACGCGGGACUGUCGGUCUAGCUGACGCCGUCUCCGUCCGAGCCUUUGUGUGACCAUUUGUGUUCGAGCUGCUGAGAGGAUGAAGUGGAUGGAUCCUGACAAUGUGUGGAGUUUGUAGCAACAGAAGAAAGCACUGAAAGCUCCUGUUUGACACCUCUGUCUGCAGCAGAACUCGCCAUGAGUUAGAGGGCAUCGGAGACCAUCGCCACAGCUGCCUUCCCCACCAUCUGGAGCACCGUGUCCAACUGUGACAGCAGCAUCAUUUGCCCUGCUUCAUGAGCCAGCAGGAUGCGGCUGAGGUCCUCGCACUUUCCGAGCGCCUCCUCAUAGCUUCACACAAGGGACAAGCUGACAAUGUGGUCCAGCUUAUCAACAAGGGCGCAAAAGUAGUUGUCACCAGGAAUGGCAGAAGCCCUCUGCACUUGGCUGCCUACAAAGGCCACAUUGAUGUGGUGCGUAUCCUGCUCAAAGCUGGCUGCGACCUGGACAUCCACGACGACGGGGAGCAAACGGCGUUACACCGGGCUGCCGUGGUGGGAAACAGUGACGUCAUCAGUGUUCUCAUACAGGAAGGGUGUGCACUGGAUAGACAGGACAAGGAUGGCAACACAGCUCUCCAUGAAGUGUCCUGGCACGGCUUUAGCCAGUCUGUUAAACUGCUGGUGAAGGCUGGAGCCAACGUUCACGCUAAAAACAAGGCAGGAAACACAGCUCUCCACCUUGCGUGUCAGAACGGUCACUCUCAGAGCUCCAAGGUUCUGCUCCUGGGAGGCUCCAGGCCCGACAGCAAGAACCAUGCAGGGGAUACGUGCUUGCAUGUGGCGGCCCGCUACAACCAUGUGGCUAUGAUCCGCAUCCUUCUGGGAGCCUUUUGCUCCGUGUCAGAGAAGAACCUGGGACACUCUGAAACUUUGCGACAACACAGAAGGAGAACAGGGACAAAGACAGCACAGGAGGUUCACAGGCAGGCUAUACAGAAGGAGGACAAGACUGGGGACACACCGCUACAUGUGGCAGCUGCUCUGAAUCAUAAGAAGACCGUACGCCUGCUGCUGGAGGCUGGGGCAGACAGCCGCAUCUGCAACAAUGCAGGUCAAACAUCUUUGGACCAGGCCAGAGAGCACAACAACCCAGAUGUGGCUCUUCUACUGACCAAAGCUCCACAGGUCCAGAGUUAUGUGCGUGGCAGGAGAGUGAGGAAGAGGAGAGACAGGCUGAAGGCGGAGGGCAGAGCUCAGUCGGUGCCCAGAGAUGAGAUGCUGCCCUGUAAGGACAGUGCAUCUGCUGCAGAUGACACUCAGAGCAGCGACCGAGCUGCCUGCAAAAACGCUGAGGUGACCGAGUCAAACACCAGGAGGGGAAAGAACUGGAAACAGAAAGAAAAACCGUCUUUGUCUGACCCCCUCCGCCGCAGAGAGACCAGGCACAGCGAAGCCUUUCACAAGAGGAAAGGCAAACUGCAAGGAGCUUCCCUCCAUGCCUCCAUCCCACCACACAGUUACAAAGCCUAUCAGCUCUACACGCUGUACCGCGGCAAGGAUGGCAAGAUCAUGCAGGCUCCUCUGAACGGCUGCCGCUGUGAGCCUCUCAUCAGUAAACUGGAGAACCAGCUGGAGGCCACCAAGGAGGAGAUGAAGACUGAGAUACACACCGUCCAAGACCUGAUGAACAGCAAGAUGGGCCAGCUGGACCGCAAAAACAAACACCAGAUCCGAGCUCUUGAUAAGAUGACAGUGGAGAGAGUGUCAGCGGAGAGCAGCAAGUGUCAGCAGAGGAUCGAGCAGCGGGCCCUGCAGGAGAGACUGGAGGCAGAGAAGAGACAGCAGGCGUCCCUGGUCAGUGAGCUGAAGAGCUGGUGUCUGUCCAAGCUGCAGAACAUGGAGGUUCGCUUCACAGUAAACCCAGGCAGCCCCAGGCUUCAGCGCUUCUCCUCUGUGGCCGAGGGCCUGAAUGAAGUCGAUGUAGCCGGCCUCACUGUGCUGCCUUCUGGCCAAGAAAGCAGCUCCCAGUGCCUAGACCUCCACCACAGCCCUGCCUUCCUAGAGUCCACCCGGGGGGAGCCCAGUGUGGCAGAGGAUGGCUCAGCCAAUCACUACUUUGUUGUUCAUAUGGAGAGCUCUCCAGAUGGUGAUAAGGGUCAAAAUGCAGAAGUCACCUCUCCUGCAGCAGCCAAGAGCCCGCUGUCAUCUGUCCAGGUGGUUCGGCCAAAGGAGCAUUCAGUGAUCUGUGCUGACACCCAGAGGAAGAACCAGGACCCGCAGGACGCGAAGACGGUGGAGUACGGAGCGACAGGGGGCAGGACUGACAGAGCCAGCAGUCUGUCUCCGGACACAGAGCGCCGCUGCAGCAGCAGGACUGAAGCCGGACUCAGAGACAGGGAGCGAGGACGUGACAGAGGGAAGCAUCACAAGAAACAUUCCCAGGGCAGAACUAAAUCCAGAGGGGCCACGGGGGUCAAGACUCUGGAGGUCUUUGCAGACAAGCCCAGUGAACCCUCCGUUUCCUUUGAUCAGGAGAGGGACAACAUGCAUGCUCUGGAGGUGACCCAGUACUUCUUCGAGGCGGUGUCGACGCAGAUGGAGCACUGGUACGAGAGGAAGGUGGAAGAGGCUCGCUGGCAGGCCAAUCAGAGGGCUCAGGCCGACAAAGCCGCUCUGAUUGAGAGGAUUACUUACCUGGAGGACGAGCUGCGUGUGCUGAGGGCUAACAAACAUGACGACUGAUUUGAAUCAUACCAUUAUGGAAUACAGCUGUUCCAUUUUUACAGAUGCUAUAAAAUGCCUAUUGGUUGUCAUGGUAGCACUGGACUGGUAUAUUGAGAUGUGUAUAUACACACAUAAAGUAAUAAGGGCAGGUUGUGUGCACUGUUUUGUAAAUAAGCCAGAAGAUACAAAGCUAGGCAUUAAACGAUUGAUCUAAUGUGCCAUUCAUAGGAUAUGUAUACUACAUCAUAUCCAACUGCACUGUGUGCAGUGUCUACACACACACAUCUACACAUUAUAAGCCCAACCAUACCAUGAACAGAAAAACAUGUGUAAACAUCGUUCAUUAACAUCAGGCAUAAAUGUCUGCACGAUGGUAUCAUGCUGGAAUCAGCCCUGUGACUUUAGAGAAGAACCUACUGAUUAUUUAUGAGAGCUAAACUGACACUGUAUGUAACAUUACUGAACGUUUUUUUAAGAGUAUCAAUGGUUGAUUUUGCUGCGUUGUAUGAUUUGUAUGGAGGCUGGAGUAUGCCCAUAGAAUAACUGUAGACGUUUAGUGUUUAAAUAUAAUUUGUUAAAAAAUUAUUAAAAGUUUAAUAAACACUCAUUCAUUUAUAUAAAACA
Messenger RNA from Micropterus dolomieu (smallmouth bass), 3521 nucleotides. It is a transcript of the gene ankrd6b, whose product is annotated as ankyrin repeat domain 6b. The coding region runs from base 468 to 2915 and encodes 815 amino acids. The transcript is spliced from 17 exons. The record is from RefSeq and is a predicted model, not a curated record. NCBI's taxonomy places the organism in Eukaryota, Metazoa, Chordata, Actinopteri, Centrarchiformes, Centrarchidae. Gene Ontology annotation, molecular function: protein binding. Gene Ontology annotation, cellular component: nucleus; cytoplasm.